AUGGCACGAACCAGGGGCGCUAAAACUUCCUCUCCGUCCGCAAGAAAGCCCGUGCCGCGCAAGGCGCCUGUGCAAGCUUCAACCUCUGAGCCGCCGAGGCCAGAAGUUGCUCUGCCUCCUCCGAAGCCCGCUCCAAAGAAGCGCUCAGCCAAGCCCGUAGUUCAGACGCCUCCGGCGAGGCGCUAUCUUACCAGGUCAGGGGGUCGGCCCUUGCAAAAGCGAGCUAGAGUGGAAUGCUCGGAACCCAUUGACUUGACAGGUCAAUCCCUUGUUCCAUCUCCAGAGCCCACUCCUGUACCAUCUCCGGCACCGCCGGCGAAGCCUCAAGCAAGCCAGCAGCCGCCUUCUGAGCCACAAAUUCCAUCCGAGCCAGCUCUAGAAGCGAUAAUCAGGCGUCCAAUGCUCACUCAGCCUCCAAUUCAAGGCAAUUUGGACUGCUGA
This is a messenger RNA of Vitis riparia (riverbank grape), 441 nucleotides long. Its product is annotated as vegetative cell wall protein gp1-like. The coding region runs from base 1 to 441 and encodes 146 amino acids. The transcript has a single exon. Lineage: Eukaryota; Viridiplantae; Streptophyta; Magnoliopsida; Vitales; Vitaceae. The record is from RefSeq and is a predicted model, not a curated record.